AUGGCAUCUGCGAAAAAUGCUCCUUCGGGUUGCGCUAUCAGCUUCGACUACUGCAACGAUGGUUCAGAUCGUGGUAACGGCUGCGAAUUUAUAUGCCCUAUUGGGAAUGGCGCUGCUGGUGGCUUGCCGUAUGAGGGCGUGUGUCAUAGGAACUCAGCCGCUAUAAUCGCUAAGACUGGUUCCCCCGCCUUGAACUCGCCCAGAAGUUCCGCUGAACUACGCCGGACGCACUCGACGCCUAACUUCAAAGCCAAUGUCUCCCUGCACACGGCCUCCAACACCCCGCUACCGCACUCCUCGCCCAGAAGUCCCGCUGAAGUGAUGGCAAGAGUCUUUGUUACCAAGGGAGGCGGCAAGAGUCUUUGUUACAAGGGGAGGCGGCAAGAGUCUUUGCUAUAG
Messenger RNA from Parastagonospora nodorum SN15, 399 nucleotides. RefSeq lists its product as hypothetical. The coding region runs from base 1 to 399 and encodes 132 amino acids. The transcript has 3 exons. The record is from RefSeq and is a predicted model, not a curated record. Lineage: Eukaryota; Fungi; Ascomycota; Dothideomycetes; Pleosporales; Phaeosphaeriaceae.